Messenger RNA from Lachnellula hyalina, 1626 nucleotides. RefSeq names its product T-complex protein subunit zeta (gene cct6). NCBI's taxonomy places the organism in Eukaryota, Fungi, Ascomycota, Leotiomycetes, Helotiales, Lachnaceae. Gene Ontology annotation, cellular component: chaperonin-containing T-complex. Bases 1 to 1626 code for a protein of 541 amino acids. The record is from RefSeq and is a predicted model, not a curated record. The transcript has 6 exons. Gene Ontology annotation, molecular function: ATP-dependent protein folding chaperone; ATP binding; ATP hydrolysis activity. Gene Ontology annotation, biological process: protein folding.
AUGUCUGCUGCGCAGCUUCUCAACCCGAAAGCCGAGUCCAGGCGGAGGGGAGAGGCCUUACAAGUCAACAUCAGCGCUGGUGAAGGACUACAAAACGUGCUCAAGUCGAACUUGGGUCCUUUAGGGACUAUUAAGAUGCUUGUUGAUGGAGCUGGCGCGAUUAAACUUACGAAAGAUGGAAACGUUCUGUUACGGGAGAUGCAAAUCCAAAAUCCUACAGCUGUUAUGAUCGCAAGAGCUGCGACAGCCCAGGACGAUAUCUGCGGUGACGGCACAACCUCAGUGGUGUUGCUCGUUGGAGAAUUCUUGAAGCAGGCAGACAGAUAUAUUUCAGAGGGCUUACAUCCUAGAAUCAUCACCGAUGGCUACGAAAUUGCCAAGGUGGAGGCUUUGAAGUUCCUGGACACAUUCAAGAUGGAGAAAGAAGUUGACCGAGAGUUACUCAUAUCUGUUGCACGCACCUCCCUUUCUACGAAGCUCAACCACACCCUCGCCGAGAAACUCACGCCCGAUAUCGUCGAUGCUGUUCUCUCCAUCUACCAGGCACCCGCAAAACCCGACUUGCAUAUGAUCGAAAUCAUGAAGAUGCAACAUCGUACUGCUUCCGAGACUCAACUCAUCCGAGGAUUGGCUUUAGAUCAUGGAGCGAGACAUCCUGAUAUGCCGAAGAGGGUCGAGAAUGCCUUUAUUCUCGCCUUGAACGUCAGCUUAGAGUACGAAAAAACCGAAAUCAACUCGUCGUUCUACUAUUCGAGCGCAGAACAAAGAGACAAGCUUGUCGAGAGCGAACGUCGUUUCGUUGAUGAGAAGCUGCGAAAGAUUGUCGAGUUAAAGAAGGAGGUGUGCGGUAAUGAUCCCAAGAAGGGGUUUGUCAUCAUAAACCAGAAAGGAAUCGAUCCCUUGUCCCUGGAUGUUUUGGUCAAGAAUGGAAUCUUUGCGUUGAGACGGGCGAAGAGACGGAAUAUGGAGAGAUUACAGCUGAUCUGUGGCGGCACGGCACAAAACAGUGUUGAUGAUCUGUCUCCAGAGGUUCUUGGCUGGGCAGGAAAUGUCUACGAGCACGCACUUGGCGAGGAGAAAUUUACAUUCAUUGAGGACGUCAAAGAGCCAAAAUCGGUAACGCUCCUCAUCAAGGGACCAAAUCAGCACACCAUCACCCAGAUUUCGGAUGCGGUCCGAGAUGGUUUAAGAAGUGUCUACAACAUGAUUGUCGAUAAGAGUGUUGUACCAGGUGCUGGAGCCUUCCAGGUGGCGUGUGCAGCGCAUCUGAACAGCGAGGCUUUCCGCAAAACUGUCAAGGGCAAGGCGAAGUGGGGAGUUCAGGCGUUUUCUGAUGCACUGCUUAUCAUCCCAAAAACUCUAGCUGCAAAUGCUGGACAUGAUAUUCAAGACGCACUUGCUAGCCUUCAGGAUGAGCAAGCAGAGGGCAAUGUUGUCGGCCUAAAUCUCACGACUGGUGAGCCUAUGGAUCCAGUUUUAGAAGGUGUUUUCGACUCGUUCCGAGUAAUUAGAGCUGCCAUUGCCUCGAGUUCUGGCAUUGCAUCCAACCUGCUUCUAUGUGAUGAGAUGCUCAAGGCUAGACAGAUGGGUAGAGCAGCUGGACCGGGUCCUGGAAUGGACGAGUAG